Messenger RNA from Lycium barbarum (goji berry), 2326 nucleotides. RefSeq lists its product as uncharacterized. Bases 242 to 1966 code for a protein of 574 amino acids. The record is from RefSeq and is a predicted model, not a curated record. NCBI's taxonomy places the organism in Eukaryota, Viridiplantae, Streptophyta, Magnoliopsida, Solanales, Solanaceae. The transcript has 6 exons.
AUGUACAAUAAACCGUUAAAGGGUACCAAGGUUGAAUUUGAAUCCCCAAAUCCUGCCUCAAAUAACGCCACAUGCUCUUCCUUUUCCCCACGCCACCCCACGCACCCACUACCCCACUUCACUUAAUCCAUUCAAAUUAUGCACAAUAAAUGUGUAGUGUACUUGAUAAAACAAUCAAAAACCCAACUCGUAUUAUUACAUUCAAAUAACUGGAUCUGAAACUUGAGAUUUGGAUCUAAAAAUGGGUUCAAGUAGUAGCAAAAACAAUGCAACUGAUUCACCGUCAACACCGCCGUCAUCGGUGGUUAUUCGGAGAUCUAAAUCGACUCGGACUAAAGUUUUUCAGUCCACGUGUCUCGGAUCUCGCCAUUCUCAAAAUGAACCAACUCAGGCUUCGGAAAAUCAAACCAAAAGUAAUGGGGCUACUGAUCCUUGUUUAAGUGAAAAUAAAUCAGGAGGAAGAAAGGCUGAAUGGUAUGGAAAGGUCAAAGUUAAGAAGCAUGAUGAAACAUGUGUAGCCUCCAAUGUUGAGCUUGAUGAUUGGGAUGAAUCAAGCUUAGCUGAUACCGUAGCUAGGAGAGGUGAUGCUUCUUCUCGAGCUUCCUCAUCUAGAUCAUCCAAUCUUUCUGGUCGUUUCCUCCCCCGCUUCGGUUUUCGUCCUGGAAACAUGAGCUUCCGGCUGAGCAGAGCAAAUAGUUUAGGGUCAGCAAGGUCCAUUUUUGCAUCUUCACAGAGGUUUGCUAUUUCAAACGAUGAGGAUGAGCUUCCGCGCUCAAGUUCGUCAGGUAGAUUCAACAACAGAAAUGAAAGGCCACAGAAUUGUGACUUCUUUCCAAGUUGUUUCAGCAAUCGGUCUCCUAGCCAAUGUUCUGAAGAUGUUGCUUCUAAUAAUUUACGAUUCACUCCUUCGUCUGCUAACUUAUCUGAUAAUUUUAUGGAUGAGCCACAUCCGGCUUCCAGAAGAGGUUUGUCAGGUGACAGAAAUGAUACUAGAGUAGAGUGUACUGUUAAUUUGUUUUCUCCAAGAAAUCAUAAUUAUACUGAUGGUUUCGACACUAGAGUUUCUGACAGAAGGAGUGCAGCUCGCGAGCCUACUGAAAGGAACAUCAGUAUUAGCAGAACCCUGAGUGUUGGUAGACUUCGUGAUAGGGUUGUUCGAAGAUCAUCAUUUCCCGAUGUUUGUUCCUUUCAAGGGGAAACGGAAACGAGACAUGCUAGUGAGAAUAGUGUGAGACAGAAUUUAGGUGGUGAAUUAAGUUCGGUAGCAUCCGAAGGGAAUGACUUAAUUCUAUCAAAUACUUCUGGCCUUGCAUCUGGUGCCUCUACCUCUUAUGGGAGCCAAUAUUAUGCAAUUGAGAGCCCUAGAGGAAGAGAAACAAGAUAUAAUGAUCUGCCGGAUCAUAGGUCAAAUUGGCUAGAGCGGCGAAGAAGAAUAAGAUCUCAGGUCUAUGCCCUUCAACGACUGGGAAGGCGCUUUGAGAACCACUCUGGACAUGAGAGGUCCUGUGUUUUAUCUGGUCAGCAUCGAGCAGGUCACUGUACAUGUCGUAUCAGUACUGAAGGAGCUAACUUAGAUAGUGGCAGUAAUGCCAGGGCAAGCAUUUCAAGAAUUGUUAUGUUGGCAGAAGCUUUAUUCGAGGUUCUGGAUGAAAUUCAUCAGCAACCAGUUGUGUUAUCAUCCCAGCCUUCUGUAUCCUCAAUCGGAUCUGUUCCAGCACCCAAUGAAGUUGUUGAAUCCCUACCUGUCAAAUCAUACAACAAAAUCCGUAGGAGUUCUAAUGACGAAGUUGCACAAUGUUACAUUUGUCUGGUUGAGUACGACGAAGGAGAUAUUUUACGAACACUGCCUUGCCAUCAUGAAUUUCACCGGACUUGUGUUGACAAAUGGCUCAAAGAAAUUCAUAGGGUGUGCCCAUUAUGUAGAGGUGAUAUCUGCCAAUCUCACUCAAACCAAGGAAAUGUUUGAUGUUGCUUUCCUGGAUAUCGUCUCUUGUAUUAUGAAUCCCCUUGAUAGUGUUACAAGAAGAUUUGGCACCAGGACUUAACUUCAUAUGUCCUGGAACCUUUCUUCGAUACACUUCAGUAUGGUUUGAGAGUUUGGUCCUGUUUCAGUGCAGUUGUCCAUCUCUUUUGUUGUAAUUGUCUACCUUUACAAUAUCCAUUUGUGAUAGAAACUCAUACUUCCUCAGUAAAGAUGGAUCAACUACUUGUGCCAUACCAAAUGAUCUGGGGAGAGUUUCCAAAUGGGUUUCGUUGAAGAAAUGAGAUGCAGAUUUUUCAAUUAAUAUGCUGGUGGUUUCUAUGGGAAACCAAAUUCAUGACUGUA